Linum trigynum is the source of this 1002-nucleotide messenger RNA. The record is from the annotation of a GenBank genome assembly. Lineage: Eukaryota; Viridiplantae; Streptophyta; Magnoliopsida; Malpighiales; Linaceae.
CGGCUUGAUCUGCGUCAUCUUCACCUGUUUCACCGACGAGUUCUCCUCUUCAACUUCUUGGACCUUGUGACGUGAUGACGACGAGGCAGAUGGUUCGAUGCCCAGCCCAGAUCCUAGAUCCUAGAUCGAUGAACGGCCGGCCGGAGGACGACGACGGCGAUGACCCAUUCAAGGCCUUCCUGCCCAGAUUCAAGAACCUUACCGCGGCGGGGAAGGUCUCGCUGCUCGAAUUCUUCGGGGUUCCGGUGUACAUGUCAAUGUCGAUGCAGAACGACGACGAGCAGGUGACGCUGAAGACGAAGAGCACCACCGCAUUGGUGACGGGCACACUGAUGAUGAGCAGCUCCUCGCCUAUCAGUCGUAAGCGUUCGGCACAGACGUUCGGCACCGUCGAAGCAGCCGACGAAGAGCGAUGGUCGUUGAUAGCCAAAGUUACAUUUUAGUACCUGAAGUUUUUAAGAAGAUACAAAUAGGUCCAGCAUCAUAUAUGGAAGAUUUUAUUUUAGUACAUUAAAAAUUUCGCUUUACAUUUUAACACCUAAUAAAAAAAACACAUACAGGCAGGUCAAAGGAGAUGGGUACCCAAGCCCAAUCCAUACCCAAAAAUAAAAUCCAAACCCAACUCCACCUACCCAAACAUUAUCCAAAUCCAUAUAGAAUAAAUCCAUACCCAGCCCAUAUAAAUGGAUAUAAUUGGGUUUGGGCAAAAAUACCCAUGGGUGGGUAAAUUGCCAUCCCUACUCCCAGGGACUGCAGAUUACUGUUGUAGCUUCUAGUUCAGCCACUCCUCCUCAGGCAAACAAUUUGAUUGAUGAGGAUGGGUUUCAACUUGUGGUAAUGAGGAAAAAUUCAACUCCUCGGUCGAGUAUGAUUAAGGUUCCAGCCUCAGCUGUUCAGUCUCGUGUGCCGCUUAACGCGAAGGGAUUUGGUCUAGUAGCCCCUGUUUCUCCACGCAAGGGUGAGAAAAACAAGAAAAAAGGUAAAUGAAGUUCUUAUGUUGGA